UGGGGGACGCGUCUCCCAUAAACAAGGACAGCGGACUCGUGACGCGUCGGGGAUCGCCAAUGCAAAUGUGUAUGCUCCCUCACUCCCUGCCAUCUAGUUUUGUAACGAUCUGCUCUUCCAUGGAGAGGGAAAGAGAGUGGAGAAAGACGAGGAGCGGGGAGACGAUUCUUAAACGUAACAAUACAAACGUGGCUUCACUGGUUUUGGAUAUAAAAUAGGAGCGAAUAUUUUAUAUUUCAGAAUACGUGGGAGAGAAAUUCGACCCUGAAUCUGAGAGCGUUCUGUAUGAUAACACGCAGUCUCGAAGCGUCGACAUCCAAGGCAGGCGAAACGGUUUUUCCAAGAAACUACUUGCUUCCAGGGCUUGUUCUGUUCCCUUGGAGAUUACUGUAAAGUCUGGCGCUGCUGUGACACAUCUGAGGGACCUGAUUACACAGUGGUCCUUUUGGUUGCCAGUCCAAAGGCAUGGCUAUGAACCACAAAGAGUCAUUAACCAUCUAAGGCUGCAGCCAGGUAGCCUACCUACUGUGUGACUGGACUGAUGGGGCCUUGGGAAGGUUAUAAUGAGGUUUUAACCCUCACCCUUCUCUCUGGAAUGGUGGCUCACUAGGGAUCAAAGAGCCACCAGCUGAACAGUGGGGAUGGCCACGGCCCUCUACAGGCUGCGUUGCUUCCUGCGGCGAGCUCAGAUGCUCCUCCUCUUCCUGGGGAUCGCCUACCUGAUGGCGGGGAGCAUCCUGCUGCUGCAGCGCUCCAGCCUGACCCUAAAGACCGCUCAGCCACCAGGCGACGCCAGUCUCCCUUCUCUCAUGGCACUGCCAGCACCUCCCACAGCCGUGAGGGCCUCCCCCGGCCUGGGCCUGAGGGCGCGCUCCAGAUGGGCAGCCACCCAGGGUGUGUUGGGUGGUGGAGGGGGCAUCAAGACGGGGAGACACUGGCCCACGUCCAGACACCUGGGGGUCCAACACCUGCACCACCGCUGGUUCCACGGUCUCAUGCCAGACACGCAGGAGCAGAGAGGUCCUCUACAACGCAAUAAAAGGCACAAAGGGACCUACAUGGGCUGCUUCAUGCAUGAUGCCAAUGAACAAGCCCUGGGGGGAACCAUGCUGUAUGAUCUGCGCAAAAUGACCAGCUCUUUGUGUCAAGACACCUGCUCAGAAAGUGGUUACCAGUUCGCAGGUCUGGAGUACGGAGCAGAGUGUCACUGUGGUAACCGCAUCAGCAGCCCGCAGGCCCAGGAGGAGGACUGUAGCCUGGGCUGCAGAGGGGAGAGGGGGGAGAGGGGAGCACCCUGUGGGGGCGUGGGGCGCCUCUCCAUCUACAAGGUGGAGGAACAGCUCCCAGGACAGAGGAAAUUCAGAAACGUCCGCUACAGUGGCUGCUUCAAGUUGCCCAAAAACAUCACCAUCGUCUUCCCUGUCUACUCCCUCCAGUCAAACUCCACGUCACAGUCCUGCAUCGAGACCUGCACAGAUAAGGAGCUCCCACUGGCUGUGUUGAGGAACCCACACUGUUACUGUGCCUGGGCCUCAUCUCUGUUUAGACUGAACCAACGUCUGCCACCAGACCAGCCAUGUCUGGAGACCAACGGCACAGCACACACUGUUGCCUCCACAUCCUGGGCGGACCCAUACUACUACCAGGUCUACCAGACACCUGUGCUUGACUCCAGGUGUAAAGAGAGGAUGUUUCUACCUGAGAGGUCCACCUCCCUGGUGGCUCUCUCCAGCUUCCCCGGAGCUGGCAACACCUGGGUACGCCACCUGAUCGAGCUCGUGACGGGCUACUACACUGGCAGCUUCUACUUUGAUGGCACACUUUACAACAGAGGUUUCAAAGGGGAGAAGGACUACUGGAAGAGUGGGCGUAGCAUCUGUGUGAAGACCCAUGAGAGUGGGCAGAGAGAGAUCGAGAUGUUUGACUCUGCCAUCUUACUGAUCCGUAACCCCUACCGUUCCCUCAUGGCAGAGUUCAACAGGAAGUGUGCCGGACACCUUGGCUAUGCCACAGACAAACAGUGGAGGAGCAAAGAGUGGCCAGAGUUUGUUGACAGCUAUGCCCCCUGGUGGGCGUCCCACGCUCUGAGCUGGCUACAGUUUGGCCGUCGCCUGUUGGUGGUGCACUACGAGGACCUGCAGAGGGCGCUCUUUCCCCAGCUCCGCCUCCUCACCUCCUUCCUCAACGCCACCAUAACGGAGGAGAGGCUGAUGUGUGCCCAGAGCAACCAGGACGGUCACUUCAAACGCUCUGGUAGGGCCCAGCGGCCCUCCUUCGACCCCUUCACAGCAGAGUUGAGGAGCACCAUUGAUUCCUACAUCCACACAGUGGACCAGGCCCUGAGGGACAGGAACUACAGCGGCCUGCCGCACGACUACAUACCCAGUUGAUCCUCCUCAGCUGAUCCAAACUGGAGUCCAAAAGGACACGUCAACAAAUAAAGGGGAGGGGGAAGGUGUCAUCUCUGCCACCACUCCAAAGGUAGUAGUCCAGUCUAGUCAUUAGCAUGGUUGGGUGAAAGGUUUUUAGAUGUGUUGGAGAAUUCUGUCAGCUACAGAACAUUUUCAGAAGAGUGACUCAGAGGGAAAGUGACUAUGAACACACCAAUGGGUAAUUGUUUGACACACUUGACAUGUCCAACCCACUGUGAGUGGCUGCCGAGAGUGUAGUAACAUGGAGUUAAACGUCAGUGUAAACUGUCAGUGUCACUGGGAUGAAAACAUGGCUGAACAUUACAGCUCCUGCUGAAAGGUCUCAGGGCAAGAGCCAAACUCUCUCUAUUGGAAGAAAAUGGAAACAUCCCCCUUUCCACUGCAGGCGUUGGGAGUUUGGAGCAAGUGCCUGUCUGCAAAAACAAUUCAAUCAAGGAUUGUAGGCUCUGAGGCUUUUAGCUUUAAAUGGAAUCUUUAGGUUAUUUCUAUUUGUUUGGGAUUUUUGUAAUGUUUAAUAUCAGUUUUACUGGUAGAGGGCGGUUAAACAGAAAAUGUGCCAUUCAACAAUGUCAAUCGGAUCGUUGUAAUGGACUUAUGCCAAUUAAAUCUCCAUAUGUUUAGCUCUAUUGUCAGCUUUUUCAUUACUGCUGGUGUUCGGUCAUAUACAGGCAAUUCUACAAAUGUAUUCCUGGUGGUUUGUAUGUUUGUAAGUGCAUUCCAUCUCUCUGAGAGACCUAAAGUGACAUGACAUUGUGAACAGGCCUUUUGCAUCACGUUCUGUACCAUAUCUUGUUCAAAUUGUGGCUGUGAAUCUUGGUCAAAUAGGUUUCUAAUGUUUAUCAGGGAGAGUGUAGGCUACCUCGUGAGAAUAGAAUACUUACACUUGAAUGAAGUUUCCCAAAUUAUAAUUUUAAUUGCAUGCCUAUUGUUCAGUCUGACGGCAAACAACAAGUCAACACAUUGUAAAGAUAAUGUCCAGGUUGUCUGUUUAUCUUAAAAAAUGCCUAACAAAAAAUGUGUCAUAUUAAUAAAUCUAAAAGCUGGAUCCAUGCACAGACAAACGACAGCAGUGGCAUAGUGGUGGAACAAAACAAACACAGAUUCAUUAGAAAAUAAAUAAGGUGUGACUCUCUCUGGCUGUCUGCCAUUGAAUUUCACACAAAGACAACAUAACAAAUAAAAUCAUUGGACCCUAUAGUUUAAAUGAGAUGAUUAACUAUUUACAUAGUGAUGUGGGUCCUAAGCCACUGAGAAGAGCCACUCCCUAUCAAAACCCUCAAUAAUACCAUUAACUCAUCUGUCAAAAGGCUGAGUCUGUAACUCAUUGUCAUUAUUCAUCGUCUCUUACCCUGGCACAAGGGUGACGACUAUAGUGUAACUAGCUCAUUGAAAUAUAGUCAAUGCAUUGCUCUCAAUGUUUUUUCAAAUUUAUUUUUCAGAGGUGUAGUUUAUUUGUUUCAUCCAAAAUAAAUAAAUAACCUUUGGACUAUAAAA
Oncorhynchus masou masou (cherry salmon) is the source of this 3926-nucleotide messenger RNA. RefSeq names its product sialate:O-sulfotransferase 1-like. NCBI's taxonomy places the organism in Eukaryota, Metazoa, Chordata, Actinopteri, Salmoniformes, Salmonidae. The record is from RefSeq and is a predicted model, not a curated record. The transcript is spliced from 9 exons. The coding region runs from base 642 to 2390 and encodes 582 amino acids.